This is a messenger RNA of Juglans regia (Persian walnut), 1438 nucleotides long. Its product is annotated as probable protein phosphatase 2C 8. Gene Ontology annotation, cellular component: cytosol; nucleus. The record is from RefSeq and is a predicted model, not a curated record. Gene Ontology annotation, biological process: protein dephosphorylation. Bases 286 to 1263 code for a protein of 325 amino acids. Gene Ontology annotation, molecular function: protein serine/threonine phosphatase activity. The transcript is spliced from 3 exons. NCBI's taxonomy places the organism in Eukaryota, Viridiplantae, Streptophyta, Magnoliopsida, Fagales, Juglandaceae.
UGAAUCAGUUCAUUUCGUCGCAGUUGAGGAGAAAGUGCACGAGGAAAUGUAGGUGAAGAGAGGAAAAUGGUCUUCUGCGAUGUCAGACUCCAAAAACCCUAAGCAGAACAGAACUGACGAUAAGAAAGUACGUCCAAUGGAGAGCAUGGGAAUUGAUCUCGCUUCAAACACGAAUUCAUAAACAAGCUGCGCAAGAGAGACGUAAAGAAACUGAUUUCUCGUGAAGUCGAUGGCAUCGGCAAAGACAAGGAACCGAAAACAAAUAUAGACAUCGGAGAGCUGAGUAUGGACGUUUCGUCAUCCGGUACUUUGUCGUACUCCGGUGGCUCUUCGGAUGAUGGAGCAAAGCCGAUCGAAGUACCGGUAUCCGGCGGGGUCGGAGGAGGAGGAGAAAAGGGACGGAGCUUUGCACGUCCAUCGCAAAGUUCUAUAUCGGUGAUCGGACGGCGGAGAGUUAUGGAGGAUGCGGUGAGAGUGGCACCGAGGUUCGCUGCACCGGGACAGUACUGCGAUACGUACGAUUUCUUCGCGGUGUACGACGGGCACAACGGGGACACGGUAGCGAACGCGUGCCGGGAUAGAUUGCACUUGAUUCUGGUGGAGGAGGUGGAACGGUGGUGGAGGACGUGCGGGGGCCGGGGAGUGGACUGGGAAAAUGCGAUGGUGGAGUGCUUCGCGAAGAUGGACGAGGAGGUGAACGGCGGUGGGACAGACGACGGAGCAGCGAGAACGGUGGGAUCCACGGCGGUUGUCGUGUUAGUGGGGAAGGAGGAGGUGGUCGUCGCCAAUUGCGGAGACUCAAGGGCGGUUCUGUGUCGUGACGGUGUAGCCGUGCCUCUAUCACAUGAUCAUAAGCCUGAUCGACCUGAUGAAAGGGAGAGAGUGGAAGCAGCAGGAGGAAGGGUCAUAGAAUGGAACGGCUCUCGUGUCCUCGGCGUCCUUGCCACUUCAAGAUCUAUAGGAGACCACUAUUUGAGGCCAUAUGUGAUUUCCGAACCAGAGGUCACUGUCACAGAGCGAACUGAGUCCGACGACUUCAUUGUAAUAGCCAGUGAUGGUCUCUGGGAUGUUAUCUCCAACGAGCUUGCCUGCAAGGUCGGACAGAUUUGUCUCAAUGAUGGUCGUGUCAAGAGGAAGUUUUCAUAUGAUUUGAAUGGAAAUUGUGCAGCAGAUGCAGCAGCAGUGUUAGCAAAGCUAGCAAUGGCUCGGGGGAGCAAAGACAAUAUCAGUGUUAUAGUUGUGCAGCUGAGGAAGUCGCGCUAGCUUCCCCCGACUUUCUUGUUAAUUUAUAUGCGGGGCUCGCUUUGCGUUUUCACUUAAUUCCAUGCAGUACAGCUAGAGGUUUUCUGUUUUGCUUUGUUUUUCGAUUUUGUAAUCAUAAAGAACUUCUUAUAUAAUAAAAACAUCCCUCGACCUCCAUUGAGAUUUUAUCUACCAA